This is a messenger RNA of Pocillopora verrucosa, 1030 nucleotides long. NCBI's taxonomy places the organism in Eukaryota, Metazoa, Cnidaria, Anthozoa, Scleractinia, Pocilloporidae. The record is from RefSeq and is a predicted model, not a curated record.
UCUUCUCUGUAUUCUUUGUAGGAGGAGAAACUAUACGAGGGAUUAUAAACAUGACUGGUGCACAUGUAGAAUUAAACAGAACUAUUCCUGAAAGCUCUCCAACAAAGAGCUUUAUAAUCCGAGGUACGGAGCAGCAGAUACAACAUGCCCAACAAAUGAUCAGGGAGAAAAUAGAAAGUGAACGAGGUGGGGGAGGAAAUUACAAUCAAGGACAAAACUGGAACCAGCCUGGCUGGAACCAACAACAGCAGCAACCACAUCAGCAGCAACAGCAGGGCUGGUCACAGUAUGGUCAGUAUGGGCAACAACAGCAAUAUGGACAGCAACCUCAACAACAACCAGGGCAGCCGUAUGGCCAACAGCAGCAGCAGUAUGGUCAGCAACCACCGCAGCAACAAGGCCAACAGCAAGGCCAGCAACCUGGUCAGGCUCAAGGCCAGGCAGAUUAUUCUGCAGCAUGGGCAGCAUACUAUCAACAACUCUACCAACAACAGGCAGUAAUGGCAGCAGGACAAGCACCAGGUCAACCAGCAGGACAGGGGGGGCAGCCUGAUUACACACAAGCAUGGGCAGAGUUCUACAGACAGCAAGGUUACUACUACCCCUACCAACAAGCUGGACAGCCUCAGCAACCAGGAGUACCUGGACAACAGCCACAGCAGCAGCAACAACAACCACCACAGCAAGGACCCUCUGGGGGACAGCCAGGGGGACCUCCACCUGGACCCCCUGGGGGACAACAGGGCCAGUAGCAGGAACAUAAGUUGUAAAGGAAGAGAGGUAGAGGUGUCUUCAAGAAAGCUGUUUUUGCAAGGAAGAUCUCUUUUUUUUACAAAGGAUUUUGGUGUUCUACUCUUAGCAUUGAUUUCCUAUUAGCCUAUCUUAUAGACAUUUUGAUUUUUAAUAUGAUUUGCAUUUGUAGUCAGCUAUCAAAUAUGCUCUGAGUUUGUAAACAUGUAUGAAUUUACAGGAUAGGACACGAAGUAAACCAAAUGGGCGUGGUAUUAAAGGAUACAUUUUAUUUCUUGUG